Molecule: messenger RNA, 426 nt
Organism: Syzygium oleosum
Lineage: Eukaryota; Viridiplantae; Streptophyta; Magnoliopsida; Myrtales; Myrtaceae
Product: probable RNA-dependent RNA polymerase 5
Exons: 2
Coding region: 43-411 (122 amino acids)
Source: RefSeq, a predicted model, not a curated record
AAGAGCCCAUAUUUUGAUGUGGAAAUCCCGAAUGACUGCCGAAUGGAGUGGGGAAGACGCUACCCCGAAUAUAGAAAGGAGAUGGAAGCUGCUCUAAGCCAAGGUGCAGAAGGGAAGGAUUGCUCCCCAGAUGAUGUAAUAAAGAAAUAUAAGCAGUUGCUAUAUGGUGCACCGGAUUUCGAAGAGAGCCCGAGGAGGUGGGACGAUAUUUUCAAUGAGGCUCUUGCGAUCUAUAACAUUUCGUACGAGUACGCGACGGGAAGGCAUGCCGCGAUCGGAGGGAAAGCCAUCGGCUUAUGCGGAUUCGCUUGGAAAGUGGCGGAUCCUGCGCUCUGCCAGAUUUAUGCCAUGAAGCAGGGGCAGAAGUCGAUCGUCUGCCUACCCUCAGUUCUAAAGGAAAUCUUCAGUUAAAACUUCUGUUUGGCU